CCCAGCCAGAGGGACUGCGAGACUCUACCUAGCAGUCCGCCAGCCCUCCAGGGCAAGAUGGAGAGGCUGAGGCAGAUCUUCAGAAAGAGGAUGGCAAGAAUGGCCCCGGGACAGGAGAAGGACAGGAAGAAACCUGAGGAGGAGGAGCAGGUCGGCCACCACCAGGCAGAGGCUGCAUCAAGGAAGGGCAGGUGGUGGCACUGUCUCGUGGGCUGGACAAGAAGGGCACCUCCAGCAGCCACAGAAGAGCAGGGAGAGGAGCCAGUCAGGCCCCGAUGGAGGUGGCCCAGGAUACAGCUGGGCAGGCAGGGCCCAGCACCAACAGAGACCCCGGCACAGCCCCCGCGCAGCUCCAGCCCCAAACUCAGCAGCCAGGACCCCAGCGCUGAAGCCCAGCCGAAGGCCACUCCACGUGUGGCCUGGGAGGAGAAGCCAGGCUCCCCAGGGCAGGAGCUGCACAGGCCCUGCUUCAAGCUGGGCUCCAGCUCCUCCAGGGAGGACAGCGACAGCCCCCAGGAGGCUGUGGGCCUCCAGCAACAUGCUGCCACCGCCAGAGAUACAGUCCUGCCCUUCUACAAGGCAGAGGAAGAGCAGAGGGAGGACUUCACCUACCUGGAGGAAGCCGCCCUCUCAGUCAUCCUACGGCACCUCCAGAGCACGGACCAGACUGUGAAUGAGGGGCUCACUUUCCUCCGUGCCAUCCCCACGCUGUGCCUGGCUACCAUGGAGAGGGGCGAGGACAGCCUGGAGCCGCCCUGCUGCAAAGCGGCACUUGUGGAGAGGAUUGUGGUGCUGAUUGACAAGCUGUCCCACUGUGAAGAAGAGCCCAGCACCAUCCUUCCUUACAGCAUGGCUGUUGUUUGCAUCCUCAGCAAACUGAAGCCAGCCCUGGAGCCAGCCCUGGAAUCGCGCCUCCUCUACACCGCCCUCCACAAGACCUUCCUGAUGGCCACAGGGCACAACAGCCAGCACAUCCAGGGCAUGCAGCGGAUCAGCGUGGAGUACCUGGAGGCCACGCUGAGGUGUCUGCUGGCAACUGCCCCCAGCCUGGCCAGGCUGCAGUUCAUCGGAGAGCACUUGACCUUGUGGCUCCAGCUGGAAGAUGAGAGGGACAGAGCCACGGCCAUGAAGAUCACCACCAGCCUGCUCUGCUUUGCAGUCUCCCUCCUCCCACAGUUUGAGGACUCGCCCAAGGUGCCCCUGGUGGGUGACCUGGUGGCCCUGCUGGGUCUGUGCAUCAGCGACCCAGUGGAGGAGAUCAGCCGCCAGGCCAAGGAGGGCCUCUCCCACCUCUACAAGAUCUUGAUGCAUCAGAAGGGGCAAGACAUCCAAGAGGCACAGGAGCUGUGGCCCAUCAGCCAGCACCAGCACCACCUACACCGAAUCCUCCUCUACAUCGAUCUGGCCACAACGGGAGAGGCCUUCAGGAAGAUCCUCUCCGAAGACCAGAGGAGAGCGUUUGCACAGAGGGCACUGCUGGGGAUCCACCACAUCACACUGCACGUGAGCCAGGCCGGGGUGGUUCUGCUCUAUGCCAUCAUGGGACAAGCUGGCCACCUGACGGGGGCAGAGGAGAAGGAAAUUCCCGUCAGGGUACUGAGGAAGCUCCUGAUCCUGAAAUGCUUCCAUCAGCUGCCCAAAGAGCUGCAGAGGCACAGUCAUCUGGAGAGUGCCUCAAGGAUCCCCUCCUCUCCGCAGCAGCCCCAUCCAUCCUGA
This is a messenger RNA of Alligator mississippiensis (American alligator), 1716 nucleotides long. RefSeq lists its product as uncharacterized. The record is from RefSeq and is a predicted model, not a curated record. Gene Ontology annotation, cellular component: cytoplasm. NCBI's taxonomy places the organism in Eukaryota, Metazoa, Chordata, Crocodylia, Alligatoridae. The transcript has 12 exons. Bases 58 to 1716 code for a protein of 552 amino acids.